UUUACAUUGUGAAGGUCGAAAGUGAUUUCCAUGCAUAUAUACUUAGAUGGAGAACUCUUAGCUUAAUUGCUUCAUAUCAAAUAUGGCGCAAAUGACGAUACCUAGGAUUGCGCUUUUAUCUAUUAAAAAUAGUAAUCGUGUAAUACCUCGAAUUUUUGUACCAUUAAAAUAUCAACGACUAUGUUUUCAUACAAGUUGGGUCCUCGAUGUCAAAGGAAGGGAAGUUUUAAUGCCUUCCUUAUCACCUACUAUGGAGAGUGGUACUAUCGUCAAAUGGCUAAAAAAGGAAGGUGAUAAAAUUGAACCAGGAGAUGCGCUUGCUGAUAUUCAAACUGAUAAAGCAGUUGUUACUAUGGAAGUUGAUGAUGAAAGUGUUCUUGCAAAAAUAAUUGUGCAAGAAGGAACUAAAGAUAUCAAAGUAGGAACAUUAAUAGCACUCACAGUUGAGGUAGAUCAAGAUUGGAAAUCUGUAGAAAUGCCAGAUACAACUGCAGCUCCAUCAUUAACACCUUCAAUACCAGCAGCAGCACCAGAUGCAGUAUCAUCUGCAAGUGCAGCAGCUCCUCCACCCCCUGGCCAAACAAAUGUUAGUAUGCCAGCACUAUCACCAACUAUGACUACAGGUACAAUUGUAAAGUGGCUUAAAAAAGAAGGAGAUGAAAUAGAACCAGGAGAUGCACUGGCAGAAAUACAAACGGACAAAGCUGUUAUGACUUUUGAAGUUGAAGAUGAAGGGAUAUUUGCAAAAAUUCUUGUUCCUGAAGGAAAUCAAGUGGAAGUAGGACAAUUAAUUGCUAUUACAGUAGAAAAGGGGAUGGAUUGGAAAAAUGUUGUUGUUCCAACAACUACAAAACCGUCUGCAACUGCUCCCACAGCUGCAACAGCUGCAGAUAAAACGCCUGCAGCAAGUGAACAAGUUUAUGGUUUAGCGGUAAGGCGGCUAUUGGAGGAAUAUGGUUUAAGUGCGAAUUUGAUCAAGGGUACUGGGCGGCCUAAUCGAUUACUAAAGAGUGAUGUGUUAGCUUAUAUCCAAACAAAUAAUGUAAAAAAACUUACGUUAAAAUCAGAAGGUGCACCUAAGGUUGCAAAAGCUAAACAAGAAGCAAGCGACGUUAAAGUACAUGUACCGAGUGGCGGUCCUUCUUCGUACGAAGAUAUCCCAGUUUCUAAUAUACGUGGUGUUAUUGCUAAAAGACUUGGAGAAUCAAAAAGUUCCAUUCCCCAUUCUUAUGCAUUCAUCGAUAUUAAAAUUGAUAAACUAAAUGAAAUUCGUAGCGAACUAAAAGCUGAUGGUAUUAACGUUUCGAUAAACGAUUUCAUUACGAAAGCAGCCGCACACGCACUUAUCGAAUGUCCAUUUAUUAAUACAUUGUAUCAAAAUGGCCAAAUAGUUCGUAUGCCAAGAGUUGAUAUUUCUAUCGCUGUUGCUACAGAUACGGGUCUUAUUACACCAAUUAUUUUUGACACUUCAGCAAAAAACGUAGCAGAUAUUUCGAAAAAUAUUAAAGAAUUAGCUGAGAAAGCCAGAAGUGGUCGAUUAAAACCAGAAGAAUUCCAAGGCGGAACUUUCACAAUAUCCAAUUUAGGGAUGUUCGGCAUCAAACAAUUCAGUGCCAUUAUAAAUCCUCCCCAAACAGCAAUACUUGCUGUUGGAAGUGGUCGUGAAGAACUAGAUGCUGCGUUACAAAAAGUAACAAAAAUGUCAACAACUUUAUCGUACGAUAGGCGCGCAAUUGAUGAAGACCAAGCAGCUGACUUUUUAGCUGUUUUAAGAGCCAUGUUGGAAGAUCCAAGUUUCCUGCUCGCUGGAAGAUUACGAGCUCUAAGAUACUCGCAGGACUGACCUUUAAUUAAAUGUUAAUCUUGAGAAACUUACUGAAAAAAUGGUUUAUGUUUUAAUUUACAUUUUAUUUUUGUUUACAACAUUAAUUUCGUAAAAAUAGAUCUGAAGUGUUUAUAACAUGAAAGUUAUAAUAUAAAAAUAACAGUUAUAAUAUGAAAAUAAUUCAUAGAUAUUAUAUUUCGUAAAUAAUAUUUAUUUACUAUGUUGUAUAAGUUAUAUUUACAAAAACCAUUUUAAACUUCAUUUGAACUUCAGAUCUUAACCAAAAAGUAUGUUAUUUAUCUGCCUAGAUACUGCCAAAAUUUAGAGUAAUAAUUAAUUUUAAUACUUUCAAUAUUUAUAUAAAAUAUUUUAAUGGAAAUGUAGAAAACAUUAAAAUUAGAAAAGAUCAAUAUUAUCAAUACUAUAUUAUUAAUCAAGCAUAAAAAUUGUAAAAACGUAAUUUAUUUAUUCAUAUCAAACGAAUUCACAUUAUAUGAUUUUGCUUUUUUAUCAUUUAAUGUAUUCUAUAUUUCUCUCAAAUCUUAUAAUUACUGAAAACUUUUACUAGAACAAAUUGUGCAGUAUAUCUAUGGAACACAUGAUUGAUAUAAAUAAUUAAUAUAUAAAAUAUUUAAAAAAAAUUAAAGAUUAAUAUAAAAUUUUAAAAAGUUAAAAAUGAGAAAUUUUUGAAUUCUGGAAAGUAAUAUAAAUUCUCAUGAAUUUAUUUAAUUUAAUAUAAUAUUCUAUUCUACAUAUAACUUACCUCUGUGUAAGCGAUUAAAUAAUUUGUAUUUAUUCUAAUAACAUAACGGUCACACUGCUGUUGUAUUUUCUUUCAUGCAAAAUAAUAAAUAUACAUAUAUACUUUUUUUUAUAAUUACAUUAUUUUAUGUAUAUCAAUAUGUAAAAACAUAAUGUAAAUAUAUGUGUAUAUAAUAAAUUUUGUUUAAAUAUUCAAAAUAUUGCAUGAUUGAGAAUUUCAGUGUGAAUUAGGAACUUUUGGGGAUAGUAAAAUAUUAUAACAAAAUUAUAAUUAUAUCUUGUAAAUAAAAUAUUUAUUGUUAAAA
Frieseomelitta varia is the source of this 2892-nucleotide messenger RNA. RefSeq names its product pyruvate dehydrogenase protein X component-like. NCBI's taxonomy places the organism in Eukaryota, Metazoa, Arthropoda, Insecta, Hymenoptera, Apidae. Gene Ontology annotation, molecular function: acyltransferase activity. The transcript has 11 exons. Bases 83 to 1843 code for a protein of 586 amino acids. Gene Ontology annotation, cellular component: mitochondrion; pyruvate dehydrogenase complex. The record is from RefSeq and is a predicted model, not a curated record. Gene Ontology annotation, biological process: pyruvate decarboxylation to acetyl-CoA.